This is a messenger RNA of Pungitius pungitius (ninespine stickleback), 3426 nucleotides long. It is a transcript of the gene dus2, whose product is annotated as dihydrouridine synthase 2. Gene Ontology annotation, molecular function: tRNA binding; flavin adenine dinucleotide binding; tRNA dihydrouridine synthase activity. Bases 1322 to 2773 code for a protein of 483 amino acids. The record is from RefSeq and is a predicted model, not a curated record. Gene Ontology annotation, biological process: tRNA dihydrouridine synthesis. Gene Ontology annotation, cellular component: cytoplasm. The transcript is spliced from 16 exons. NCBI's taxonomy places the organism in Eukaryota, Metazoa, Chordata, Actinopteri, Perciformes, Gasterosteidae.
UAUAUAUAUAUAUACUGUGUACUUGAGGAGCUUGUUGGUUCUUCUUCUCUCUUUGUAAAGAAAAGAAGAUGCGCCAAACUUAUUUUGCACAAAUUCUCUCUGAUAAAUGAUGAUAUAUGAUGUAUAUUAUUAUGUAUGAUAUAUAUAUAUAUAUUAUGACAUAUUAUGAUAUAUUUCCACGUGGUCUGACGCUCUCUCUUAUGAUGUCAUGUGGUAUGAAACAAUGAUGUAAUGAAAGUUAACCUCAACGCUAGCCGUUUAGCAUCGAAUCGCUAUUUCAUAACUUACUAAUCUUACUGUUAUCCCCAAACCUGACUCUCUGGUUUCACCAGAUCUGAUUAUAGGUUUACAGAUGUUGCAUUUGUGAAUAAUGGUUUGAAUGAAAACGUAACCAAGAACACACUAAACUGUGCUGCUGCCAAUAUUUACUAAAUACUUUGUAGCUACUAAACAAGAAAUCACAAUGAAUACAGAAGAGGAAACAUUCAAAAGUGGAAGAAGAAAUAUGUUACAAGUUAAAUUUCUGCAUUAUAUAAUAUUAUAAUGAAUGUACUGCUCCCUUUGAAGCUAUUUCAUGAACUUACAUGCUGCAGUGUAGUUUAAUCUUUAAUAACAUGCCAUCAUUUACUUUGUUUAAAUAAUCUGAAUCUGUAAAGUAACUGAAGUUAUUCAAUAAAUUCAGUGGAGUAAAAAGUACUACACGUGCCUCCGAGAUGAAGUAGUGUAGAAGUACAAGUAGCAUCCGAUGGAAGUACUCAAACCGAGUACAAGUACCUGCAUUGUACGACUGAUGAUUUGUUAUUUUGCUUCACAAGGAAAUAUAUUUUUGUUUUAUUUUUAACACUUUAUUUGAUUUUUGGUCGCGACGGGCGGGUUCCAGGUGGAGUUUAGAGGACCACUUCUCCACCAUGAAGGACAUUAAUAAAGCUGUAAAUGACCUUUUAAGAGAAAUACUGUGACACCGUGUUGUCUUUGUGAAGCAUCCGGCGUUAAUGAAUCGUCAUCAUCUUCGUCAUCAUCUUCGUCAUCAUCAUCGUCAUCACGAUGUUUUAGAGUAAAAUAACUGUAGCGGCUCAAUAAAUGAGAUUCAAUCAGACUGUUUGACUUGUUCAUGUCGAGGACUUUCCUCCACCUGCUGGACAUAAACAUGCUCCUCUACGCGUCAGUGGUCUGUGACGUCGCCGUGACGUAACGUCCAAACCGGAAGUCAAAGCAGCACGCCGCGCUGUCCGCACGUCACGGCCAGUGUGGCGAGUGUCUUCAACGUAAGUUCCGCGUGGCUCGACGCGUCCCGCCCGAGGACCGAGCCUGAGGCUCCACGAUGGCCGCAGCAGGCCGGCUGAGCUUCAGCAGCAUCACCGCCCUGGCCCCGAUGGUCCGGGUGGGGACUCUGCCCAUGAGGCUGCUGGCUCUGGACUACGGAGCUGAUGUGGUCUACUGCGAGGAGUUGAUCGACAUCAAAAUGGCCAAAUGUCAGCGAGUGGUAAACGAUGUUCUGCAGACGGUGGACUUCGUGGCUCCAGACGAGCGCGUGAUGUUCAGGACCUGCGAGAGGGAGAAGGACCGAGUCGUCUUCCAGAUGGGAACAGCUGACCCGGAGCGAGCGCUGGUGGUGGCCCGUCUCGUGGAGCACGACGUGGCUGCUAUCGAUGUGAACAUGGGAUGUCCCAAAGAAUACUCCACCAAGGGCGGGAUGGGAGCUGCUCUCCUGUCGGAUCCUGAUAAGAUCGAGGCGAUCCUCCAGAAGCUGGUGGCUGGAGUCUCCAUACCCGUCACGUGUAAAAUCCGAAUCCUUCCCUCGUUGGAGGACACACUCAGUCUGGUUCGGAGAAUCGAGCAAACGGGCGUCGCUGCGGUCGCUGUCCACGGCAGGCUGAAGGAGGAGCGACCUCGACACCCGCUGCACCUCGACUUCAUCCAAGCCGCCGCAGAAGCCGUGUCCAUCCCCGUCAUCGCAAAUGGAGGCUCUCUGGACCUGGUGAAGACCAACGAGGACAUCGAGGACUUCCGGAGGACCAGCGGCGCCUCCUCCGUCAUGUUGGCUCGAGCUGCCAUGUGGAACGCCUCCGUGUUCAGGGCGGCGGGGCCCCUCCCCCUGGAGACCGUCAUGGAGGACUACCUCAAACACGCGAUCCGGUACAACAACCACGCCUUCAACACCAAGUACUGCCUGUGCCAGAUGCUGAGGGACAAGGUGGAGUCUCCUCUGGGGAGGCGGGUGCAGGCGGCUCAGACCAGCGCCGACAUCAGCGAGGCGUUGGGGCUGCAGGAGUUCUACCAGCAGACCCAGGAGCUGCUGCAGGCCAGGAGGGACGCGCUGCACGGCGGGGGGCCGGCGGAGCGCCUGGUGAUGGACGGGGACGUCACCACCAUGGUGGUCCGGUUUGAGAGGCGGGAGUAUCCGCCCCACAUCACCCCCAAGAUGUUCCUGCUGGAGUGGAGCCGCAAGGAGAAGCUGCAGCAGCCGCUCUAUGAGACGGUUCAACGUUCUCAGGAUCGAUCGUUUCAGUCCAUCGUCACCGUGGAGGGAAAAAGAUACAGAUCGACUCUGUGGGAGAAGUCGAAGAAGUUCGCUGAGCAGGCGGCGGCAGUCGUCUUCCUUCGAGUGCGCGGCGUCCCAGAGGGUCGAAUCGGGGAGGAAGACUCGGGCCUGGUGUGCAAGAGGAAGAGGGAGGGGCGGGGCGGCCAGGCCGGGGGGGGGGAGGAGGUGGAGGAGGACGGCAGCAACAACAAGCGGCGUGUGUUCGAUGCCCAGCGAGGCGUCUCCGUGUGAACGGGAGCUUCUUUAUUUUUAUUUUCUUUGCAUCAAGAGAAACUUCUCAGUAAAAAUGAAUUCUGUGGGAUUUUUAUGGGAAAAAGUUAGUUGGUGGAGGAGCUUCACCUUGUGACCGGGGGGAGGAGCUUCGCCUUGUGACUGGAUGAAGGGGGAGGAGCUUCGCCUUGUGAUUGGGUGAAGGGGGAGGAGCUUCACCUUGUGACUGGGUGAAGGGGGAGGAGCUUCACCUUGUGACUGGGUGAAGGGGGAGGAGCUUCACCUUGUGACUGGGUGAGGGUGGAGCGACGUCAUCACGCACGGCGGCGAGGUGGGCGGCCUAAAUACAGUUUUUAUUUUAUUUAUUUUCACGCCUUUAUUGCUCACCUCCUUUUUUAUUUCAACAUAAUUUGGGUACCUGCCGAGGUGCAGGUGUGAAUGUUCGCCACUGGGAGGCGGAGCUUAAUCAUUUCACGCCUUCCUGAACUUUGGUGCCUUAGAGAAGGAGUUUUUCCUCAUUGGACUCGAGGACUGACAUCGAUCGAGUUUUUUUCUGUUUUAUAAGUUUUACGCUUAUAAAUCCUCACGUUCGUUUUAAAGGCGAACAGACGGUUUAAUUUGAUUUUUGGAAGUUAAAAGUCUAAAAUACAAACAUUAAAACGCAUGAAAAAGAA